This is a messenger RNA of Adineta ricciae, 216 nucleotides long. NCBI's taxonomy places the organism in Eukaryota, Metazoa, Rotifera, Eurotatoria, Adinetida, Adinetidae. The record is from the annotation of a GenBank genome assembly.
AUGCCGCAAUCCAGGGCUUAUUACCAUUCUAACUACUAUCCGCCUCCUUACAAUGGAUCGGCAGAAGGAUAUCCAUUAUAUCCAAUGAACCCAGAAAAUAAUAACGUAGAGUCGCCAUAUAGCUUCUGGUCUGGUGUGAAAACUACGGGAGGUAUUAUGAAGAUAUUCAUAUCUGCUGGAAGAUUGGCUGUGGCAAUUUUUGACUCUGUCUCAUAA